AAGGCCGUAGCGUUGUGCGAGUGAGAAUCGAGACGCCAUUAAAUUGUUUUGCUCAGUUUCUCUCACCGACUCAAUUUCUUUGUUCUGACGUUUUUGUUUUGCACAAUUUUCUUUGUUUUGACCACGUUCGAAUGAACCGGAAAGGCGUUUAAAAUGAUUGUCAGGUAUUAAUAUGGACAACGUCUUGGACAGCGGAUUGAUUAGUCGUUCGUUGAAUUUCCACGGCCAGCAGUUGAAAAAGGCUUGGGAAGCCGAGAGGGGUGAAGGCGAUUUGGAGAAACUCAAUGUUGAAAACGUGGACUUUGCCGUUUUUCAGGAUCGACAAAAAACACUAGGAUUUCAAGAUCGAAGCAAAAGGUUAAAACUUCAUCAGUUCAUUGCAAAAAACGCAAAUGUACUAUUUGACGAGGUUUUAAACAUCAGAGCACCUGCAUCGAAAUCACAGACAUCACCUGGAUUAGAACUUUGUGCUGUACUGCCACCAUUUGACAUGUUUGCACCAGAUAUGGACAAGAAGGAGAGGACGGAGCAUUUUUUUGCUUGUGUGAAACCGGGAGACCUUAUUGUAGGUUCUCUUAUAAGCAAACUCUCAACAGGCUAUAUGAUGAAAGUAGUCUACAUGGAAGGAGACACAGUCAGGAUCGUCAGUGAUCUUGGUAUCAAGGCUAUAAUACACUCCGUGAACAUGAUUCAAGCAAUUGAUAAGAAGAACAAUGCUCGUUCGUUUGUCCUUAAUGAUAUGGUUUGCUGUGAGGUUUUGGAAGUUGUAACAAGCUCCGAGAAGAUAUAUGGUGGGAUGAAAGGCGAUUAUUGCUCUCCCUCCUUAAGAUCCAAGCUCGGACUGAUACAUACUGAAGAUUUGCAUCCUGUUUACAGGAAGUGGAUGGAAGGCAAGACCGACUCUUAUGAGGACAUGUUGUCCAACUCUGUUGGGUUCCAAAACCCAGGAAACGUGAAACACCUCUCUGAAGAACUUGGUUUGGGAAAUGAACAAUUCUCGAAUUUUGCGGCUUUAAGAUUCGGUUUCCCAACGGAAGAAUGUGCUACUGAAUUGAGGCAAGUGCAGUCAAGCAAAUGGGCUUACAGGAGUGUGUCUGAUGGCAUUGCUCACUUCAAAGCUGGACGUCACUCUGAAGCUUUUCAGUGUCUUAAUAAAGCCCUCACUAUUGAUGCCAACAACAUAGAAGCGUUGGUCGCCAGGGGUGCUUUGUAUGCAAACGGAGGAAGUUUUAAAAAGGCGAUUGAGGACUUUGACGCUGCCUUGAAGAUAAAUGCAAAUCACCAAAAUGCUAGGAAAUAUCUUGCUGAAACACUUGUAGCUUUCGGUCGAAGUUAUGAAGACGAAGGAAAAUGGGAGGACGCUUUGGCAGCUUAUGAGCGUUGCCUCACUAUUAUGCCGUAUCAUGAAGAAGCAAAAAACUCUAUAGAGUUUAUUAAAAACAAACAAGGUUUGGGCAAAUCAGGCGAGCCUGAAACCAUCCCGCUUUUGACUCCGGGCAAAGCUCAAGGUGUAAGGGAAACUCUGAAACACCUUCUCGCUCAGCACGAAGGAAAAAGCAGUGGCAAAAAGAAAAAGAAGAAGGACAAAAAAAGUAAAUAUAAGAAGAACCGAUCAAGCUCUAGUAGCAGUAGUUCUUCAUCUUCUAGUUCUUCAUCGUCGUCGUCUUCAUCAUCAGAUUCAUCGUCUGCUUCUUCUCAAGAUUCUCACCAUAAAAAGAAACAUAAGAGGAAAAGCGAACAUAAAGAUCGUUCAUUAUCACCACUCAGUAAACGCAUGGCUCUUAUGGAUAGUGGGGCAGGAGAUGGUUUUGAGGCUUUGGGAUUACAGCAGACAACAUCUCAUUAUAAUCCGCCCAUACCUUUCGCUGCUUUCAAUGCUCGCCCUGAUUUGAAUGAGUCAUUAAGAGCUCUGUCGUCUGGUAAGACAACCACUGAAAACGAGUAUGAAUUGAGAGUGAGGAAAUUUUUGGAACAAACCAAAGGAGAUGAUGAUUAUGAAGAAAAAGUAAGAAAGUUUUUAGAAGAGACGACCAAAUGGAAAAAAGAAAGAAAAGCGCAAGAAGAAAAAAAGAAAAAGAAGAAGAAAGAUAAAAAAAUGAGUAAAAAAGAUCGUAAGAAAAAGAGGGCUGAAAAGAAAAAACUCAAAAAAGCUGCAAAAGAGGAAAAAAUGAAAAGAGAAAAAAGGCGUAACAGCAAUGCUGAUGCGGAGGACCCUUAUAGCAGUAAAUCAGAUCUAAGACUCCUUUUCUCUGAUAGCAUACCAGACCUAGAAGAUUUACAAAGCAAAUUGAGUGCUUACUAUGCCAAAGUUGAAAAGGCCCCCAAUAACAAAAAGCAAGAAAUGUUGGAAGAUAAAUUUCCAAAAAAUCAGAAUAAAAUGGGUCUUUCACCAAAGCAGCAGCAACAACAACAGCUGCAGCAGCAACAACAGCAACAGGUUUAUGAAAUUGAAAAAACACAUUUAUUACCAUCCCAUGAUGUCAAAAAGGGCAAGAAAGGAAUGGACAUUUUUGAAGAAGCUCCAAUGGCACCUGCUGAAAAAGAAAGGCCACCAGAAGCAUCUCCACCACAACAAAAAUUUAAAAUGCAGUUGACUAAUUCUGCCAAGUAUGUUAUGGAGCCAAAAGUAAAAAAGAAAGAAAAACUGGAGGACCCUGUUUCAGAAGCAUGGGAUGAAUUGGAUGACAAAGUGGCCGCAAAUUUGAAAGACGACGUUCCUCCACCACCUCCACCUACAAAGGAUGAAAUGGUUCAAAAUUUGAAAAAAAUUGUUGAGAAGAAGAAGGAGUCCAUAGAAGCAGCCAAGCCUACUCCGCCAGCAGUUCCUCCAGGUCCUUCAGUCAUGGAUAAGUUAGGAGGUUUUAGAAUUAAUCCUGCAGCAGUCUCCAAUAACUUCAGAAAUGAAGAUGAUCAAGAUCAUCAUCGCCAUCAUCAUCAUCACAAGAGGAAGAAUAGGAAUAGAGACAGCGAUUCGGAUUCAGAGAGGGGAGACAAAGAUAAACGCUCAGGGUCAUCAAGGAGUAGAACAAGGUCUCCAAGACAGAGGAAAGAAUAUAGUGGAUCAGAGAGCUCAGGAGAAUCUUAUAAGAGGAGAAGUAGGUCAAGGACUGUGAGCCCUCGUCCAAGGAGAUACAGAAGUUCAGAAUCUGGAUCUUUUAGAAGCCGUUCUUACUCGAGAAGCCGAAGCCGAUCAAGGUCAGGAGAUUAUAGGAGAUCCAGGAGUCGAUCAGACGACAGAAACUACAGGAGCAAAUAUCCUGGAAGGUAUCCCAGGAACAGAGGCACAUACUAUCGACCUAGGUUCCAGAAUUCAGGAAACUAUAAAAGCAGGGGAUAUAACAACAGAAUGGGAAAUUACAGAAAUCGCGGAGGUUAUGGCAAUUAUAGAGAUUAUAACAGAGAUUACCGUAAUAGGGGUUUCCAGCUUAGGAAUCGCGGCCGAGGCAGAGGUGGUGGUGGUGGGAGCCAAAGAUAUUAUCACAGGAGAGACUACAGAGAUUAUAAGAGAUACGAUAGGGGAUCUCGUUCUGACGAUGACAGAGACGACAGUCCCAUGCGUAAAGUUGAUGCGGCAAAAGAAAGGAUAGAUAAAAUAAUAUCUCAGGAGCAAAGUGGUCCCCUGAGUGAGGGUGAAGAAAGGGAUGAGGAUUUCCUCAACAGAAAAGAUUACGAUGGCAAGUGGGCCAACAAAGAAGAGUUGGCAAUGACCACACCAUCGACAGAAAAAAUAAGUUACCAACAUGGUUAAACACAGCAUCA
Molecule: messenger RNA, 3759 nt
Organism: Cimex lectularius (bed bug)
Lineage: Eukaryota; Metazoa; Arthropoda; Insecta; Hemiptera; Cimicidae
Product: tetratricopeptide repeat protein 14 homolog
Exons: 19
Coding region: 173-3748 (1191 amino acids)
Molecular function (GO): protein binding
Source: RefSeq, a predicted model, not a curated record